Molecule: messenger RNA, 2380 nt
Organism: Salvelinus fontinalis (brook trout)
Lineage: Eukaryota; Metazoa; Chordata; Actinopteri; Salmoniformes; Salmonidae
Gene: st6galnac4
Product: ST6 (alpha-N-acetyl-neuraminyl-2,3-beta-galactosyl-1,3)-N-acetylgalactosaminide alpha-2,6-sialyltransferase 4
Exons: 6
Coding region: 218-1228 (336 amino acids)
Biological process (GO): oligosaccharide metabolic process; ganglioside biosynthetic process
Molecular function (GO): alpha-N-acetylgalactosaminide alpha-2,6-sialyltransferase activity
Source: RefSeq, a predicted model, not a curated record
UUUUUUUUAAAGCACAUAAAAGACAUCAUAAUUCAUAAAAAUCAUGCUAACUGACUAAUAUUAUCUCAUAUAACAAAACGUAUGAGAUAUCCUAAACCUGCGUUAACCUUAGUUUCGGCGUUUAUCCCCAACCCCUAUUCUUUUCGCAUUCAUUUUCUCCUUUGGAAUGGCUGAACGAACCAGAAGUAACUAAUUUCCUUUUUUUUUAGGAAAUUACAUGCUGGCGAGUGCUAUUGACAUUUCGGAGCAGGUUAGGAAAACUUACUCCGCAGGUGAGAUACCCAACUUAUUUCCCACCAAUUGUGAUGAAAUCCAUCAGGGGCGGGGCCAGAGGUCUCUAAUGGAUAUGAAGUCUCAGAGGUUCCACUGGAUUUGUCUAGUUAUUGUAACACUGUCAGUGUUGUUAUGGUACGUCCACAUGACCAGAUCAGAUGGGUCCAACAGCAUGGUCAACAUUGGUCUCCAAGGAUACCUCAGGAUCACCCCUGGCAGGAGAGAUCAGUUUUUGAAGAUGCACUGCCUCCAGUGUGCCUUGGUGUCCAGCUCGGGCCAGAUGCAGGGGGCAGGUCUCAGAGAGGAGAUUGACCAAAUGGGGUGUGUGAUCCGCAUGAACAACGCCCCCACGCUGGGCUAUGAGAGGGACGUAGGGAGCAGAACCAGUCUGAGGGUCGUAUCGCACACCAGUGUUCCACUGCUGAUUAAAAACGAGAGCUAUUACUUCAGGCACUCUGCGGACACCACCUACGUGUUCUGGGGUCCUGAGCGGAACAUGAGGCAGGAUGGGAAAGGGCGUGUUUUUAAUGCCUUGAUGAAGAUGGCCACGAAGUACCCGCAGGUCAAAAUGUACAUGGUGACUCGGGAGAAGAUCCAGUACUGUGACAGUGUUUUUCAGAACGAGACAGGGAAAAACAGAAUGAAUUCAGGUGCUUUUCUCAGCACUGGUUUCUUCACCAUGAUCCUGGCCAUGGACAUGUGUGACAGUAUUCACGUCUAUGGGAUGAUCGACGAUAACUUCUGCAGCCGUUCCGAUCACGGUGUUGCUCCCUACCACUACUACGAGGGAAGCCGGAUGGACGAGUGCCGCAUGUACCGGAUGCACGAGCACGCAAGUCGUGGCGGCCAUCGCUUCAUCACCGAGAAGGCCAUCUAUGCCCGGUGGGCCUUGCACCACAGGGUGGAGUUCAAACACCCUUCCUGGAACCUGCAGAAAAGGAAACAUGACCCCUGAGUGUUGUGCCUGGUGACUUUUUUUUAUCUUUGUUGACCUCUGACCCCCGUAUGACCCCGUUGAGGGGGAAUUCUGUUCAGUAUGAGAGUCAAAUGAUCUUACUCCUUCAUGGGGCUGCAGUAUUAAUUAUAAUAUUUCGGACAGCCUAAAUGGUGUUCAAAACAUUGUAUUCAAUAGUCAAGCAUCAAACUGCCAACUUUUUUACAUUGGUCAAAGUGCACAUAUUUCUAAUUUUAGACCUUUAGCCUAUUGCUAAAGUACAGUAUUCUAACCACUAUUAAAUUAAAACUGCUAUUGGUAGGUCUAGUGAUGCCAAAUCAAAUAAUAUUUUUUGUGUUUGAACAAACUUGAUGCCUUCGUUGUUUGUUUGUCAUAAUUAUGCCUUUUCAUUUCUGCACUCUUUAAGAUCAAAUGUUUUGUCAUUUAAUGCUUUUAAAGCUUUUAUGAUGCACUGACUGAAUGUUCAGCAACGUAUUAUGUUUUUUCCUGUUCACUGCUAUAUGCCCAUGUAUUUCAAUGUAAUGAAACAUUGUUGGGCUUUCCUAUCAGAGUUUAGUCUUAACAACAUUUCAAACUUUUACAUAUAUUUAUUAUGUUAUGGUUCAAAUGUAACAAGAAUCAUGAAUUUAGUGUCACUGAAACGUAAUAAUGUGCUGGUCAUUUACUAUCAGAGAAAGUGACUAUCUGAUAGCAAAGAGAACUCUUUUUCUGAUUUAAUUGGUUUUUGCAGAGGCCAAUGGAAUGAUUUGACAUGUUAUGAGUAGAGACUCAUCCCCAAAAAGUGUGCCUUUUUCUUUAACUUCCUAUUUUUGUCUGACAUUUUACACAUGUUGACUUUAAACAAAAAUGUUGUUGCUUGACAAUGUAAAUGGUUUAAUGUUACUUUUAUAUAAGGUCUGAUAUGCCUUAUAUUCUGAUGGUCUUAAUGAUAUUUACAAAGCUUGACAAUGCUACAAUCAUGUUCAAUGGAAAAUCCCUAUAGUCCUCUCUUUUAGGAAAUAUGAAAUGCUCUUUACCUGCCUUUUUAAAUGAAUUAAUGUCUGAUUCCAAAGAAAUGUAUUAUAAAUGUUUACAGUAUUGUGAUGUUUAUCUUGUUUAUUCUGAAGAUGUCUGGUUUUCCCAACACUGAAAUAAACUAUGUACAUUUUCAAA